Messenger RNA from Rhizopus microsporus ATCC 52813, 1122 nucleotides. RefSeq lists its product as uncharacterized. NCBI's taxonomy places the organism in Eukaryota, Fungi, Mucoromycota, Mucoromycetes, Mucorales, Rhizopodaceae. The transcript is spliced from 2 exons. The coding region runs from base 92 to 985 and encodes 297 amino acids. The record is from RefSeq and is a predicted model, not a curated record.
GCAUAACCAAAUAAAAUAAAAAUCACAAUAAAUUUUGUUGUCAAUUUGGGUUCCUUUUUUCUCUUUUUUUCUUUUUCUCUCUUUAUUAAAGAUGGCAUCCUCAUAUUCAAAUUAUUAUUAUUAUCCUUAUCAUUAUGAUUAUUAUCAAGACAAGAAUGAAUCAAGACCACCACUUAAAAAGUCAUUAUCAACAGGGACAGGCUAUGGUUAUGACAUAGUAUCAAAAGAUUUGAUGGAUGAAAUGCAAGAAAUUGACCCAUCAUGCAAUGAGCAUCUGGAUGGUGAACCCAUGAAUGAACUCGAGUUACUUGCAGCAAAAAAUGCGAUCAUCAAUAGUAAAAUUACUAAAAUUGUUUAUACGCCGACAGAUAAUGAACAGGACGAAGAGCUGACAUCAAUAGAACAAGAAUUUUUGAAUCCAACGAAUAAUAAUAGUAAUGAAAGUCCUGUCACGCUUGUCACAGAUAAAGAAAAAAAGAAACGGUGGCCUUUCUCCCUCUUGUUUAAAAAGGCAAAACAAGAUAUAAUUCAUAAUUAUGAAACCAAUCGUAGUACACACAUAAUUCCUGAUAGUAAUAAUAAAAGCAACGAUGGUAACAGUAUCAAUAGCAGUGCAAGUAGUAGUAAUAGUAGUAGCAAUAUACCAACACCCACGCUAUCCCCUCUUACAUCAAUGUCACCCUUAUUAUCAUCGUCACCGUCAUCAUCACCAUUCUCAGUUCAUAGAGGAGGUGUCUGGGUAUUUCGUGCACCCAGUGCAGGAGGUGUAGUAUACUGGAUCCGAUUUGAUCCCAAAAAUCAACAAAAGAUUACACGCCACUUCCAUUCAAAGAAUAUGGAUGCUCUAUACAUAUUCGAUUCUCAUCUCUGUCGAGGUCAAUUGCCUGUUCUUGUUUUACCCUUUCAAAAGUUAUGUUAUUAUGCCUUGGAUUAUACUGUCAGCCAAGUAGCCUGUCUUCAACUUGCUUAUUUACCUUAUAGGUAAAAUAUCCCUCCCUGUUUUUUAUAAUAAAAAGUAAUAAUUACAAAAGUGUUGCUGGUGAGUUAUCAAGGCGUCUUGCACACCAAGUUUUCCAUCGUUUAGGCAUUAGCCAUGCCCACAAUCUAAAGGCUAUUGUACAA